AACUGCUUGAGGAGGAGGGAUGCUGGCCUACUAAAUCAGUUACAAGAGCUAGAUAAGCAAAUAAGUGAUCUCCGCCUGGACGUGGAAAAAACAACAGAUGAACACCUUGAGACAGACAGUCGUCCAAGUUCAGGGUUUUAUGAGCUGAGUGAUGGAGCUUCUGGAUCGCUCUCCAAUUCAUCUAACUCUGUCUUCAGUGAGUGUUUAUCCAGUUGCCAUUCUAGCACUUGCUUUUGCAGCCCUUUGGAGGCAACACUGAAUAUCUCAGAUGGACGCCCUAAAUCUGCAGAUGUCCAUCCAAAGUACCAGUGCGAUCUGGUGUCUAAAAACGGGAACGAUGUCUACCGGUACCCCAGCCCACUCCAUGCGGUAGCUGUGCAGAGUCCCAUGUUUCUUCUCCCCGUUACUGAAAACCCCCAGCGAGAAGAGGAGAGGCUUGGUUGCGAUAUUAGCGAUGUUUGUGCCGGAUCCGAGACGGAGUCUGGAAAAUCUGCCAACGCUUUUCUCCCGCAAAGCUCCUGGCCAGCGCCAUGCCCUUCCACCAGCAAGAGGAUAGACGGUUAUAUCUUAAGCCUGGUUCAGAAAAAGACCCAUGCGGUAAGGACUAACAAGCCGAGGACGAGUCUCAACACCGAUCCCACCAAAGGGAUCUUGAGGCAUGGAAGCAUGUGUGUCAGGCAACCUGCGGGCGUGGUGGCUCACGGUAACGUCGUGAACCUGAAGAGCUCCAAGCAAGCGUGCUUGCCUUCUGGUGGGACCACCGCUCUGGACCAUGCGGCACCUUCUCCGUUAAAGCAGAGGCUGAGGGAGCCGGCUGGCGAGCAGCUGGAGAGUAGGAAGGCAUCUUUGCCAGCGUCUUUCCCACCUGGCACGGCAAAUGAACUUCAGAGCAAGCACCUGCCGCGGGGUGUGAAACCGGCACCUCCAGAGCUCAACCGCAAUGCAGUGGCCGCAGCAGGGGACGUCCCCAAGGAGAACGGCCAGCUCUUUGCCGCAUCUCCCAAAGAGAGCCCAGGGAAGACCGUGGUGCUGCAGCCAGAGAACAGGGCAGCUCGCUCCUCAUCGCCUGCCGUCGAGGAGAGGCCUGCACUGGAUUUCAAAAGCGAGGGUUCUUCCUCCCAGAGCCUGGAUGAUGGGUUGCUGGUGAACGCCCAGUACAUACCGGCCCAGCAGCAAAGCGUGAAGCUUCACAAAGGCACUCGAAACGUCAAGAUUUUGAAAAGCUCUGCUCUGAAACACAGGCCCCACCUUGCCAACGGGCUGGAAAAUGGUACGCAGACUUUGAGGGAGAAAACCAAGCCCGUUGGCAAGAAGUGCCGCUUUCCCGAGGAGCUGGAUACAAAUAAGAAACUGAAAAAACCCUCCUCGCGGGGGAAGAGAGGCAGUGGCUUGCAGCCGGAGUCGGCUCUCCAGAGUCGGCAGGCUGGCCUGCACAAAUCCCCCAUCCGAUCCCAUGGGCAUGGCCGAGAGGUCGUGGUGGCCAAGCCUAAACACAAGCGGGCCGACUACCGCCGGUGGAAGUCAUCGGCGGAGAUUUCCUACGAGGAAGCCCUGCGGUGGGCGAGGAGGAACCGACGGGAAGGCGUGGGGGUCUACUCGCAAGUCCCCCUGCCCUACGUCAGCCCGUACGCCUACGUGGCCAGCGACUCGGAGUACUCGGCGGAGUGCGAGUCCUUGUUCCACUCCACCGUGGUGGACACGAGUGAGGAUGAGCAGAGCAACUACACGAUGAACUGCUUUGGAGACAGCGAGUCGAGCCUGAGCGAGGUGGAGUUUGUAGGGGAGAGCACGACCACCAGCGACUCUGAUGAGAGCGGGGGACUUAUUUGGUCUCAGUUUGUCCAGACGCUCCCCAUCCAAACGGUUACGGCGCCAGAGCUGCAUGAAAAUGCAGCAAAGGCCUUUGUCAAAAUCAAAGCCUCCCAUAACCUCAAGAAGAAAAUCCUCCGCUUUCGGUCGGGCUCCCUGAAGCUCAUGACAACUGUCUAGUGAGCUGGCUUGGUGGAAUGUAUCUCCUUCUGCUUUUGGAAGCAAGGUGCUUUUGUGUACAUAUUUCCACAGAUUUUUUUUUUUUUUAUAUAUACAAAUAUUUAAAACUUAAGGUAAAUUAUGUCACUUGUCUUCAGAACUUGGGUGGAUACUAGUGCCUUUUACGUGGAAAUAAAAGACCAUUAUACUCAUUUAAAAAAAAAAAAAAAAAACGAACAAUAUAACACUGCCAUUUCAGUGGUGAACAGCCUCCAGUGCAUGGUGUCAGAAGGCUUUGAAAAAAGGCUAAAUGUUUCUGGGAAUGGAUCUUUCUUGCCUAGUUUUUCCAGUUCUGGGUCUUAUACAGGAUAUUGACAGCUUAAAGUCAUAUGUUUUUAGGGGGUAAGGGGGAGGGAGUGGGGGUGAUCUUCAUGUUUUCGCUUGUCCCUUUCUGCUGCUCCUGUUGACACAUCUUGAACUUCUUCCUCCUGGUAGUCUGGCCUGGUUUUUUUUGUUUUUCUUUUCUUGUUGAUUCUCUUCUUGAAACUCACCCCUGUCCUCCCCCAGCCUUCCCCCACCAGGAAGGAGCUCCUGUUCAAUCUCUCUCCAAGGUUAAGUUGCCUUCUCUGGAGCACAGUCUCCUGGGAGUCCCGCUGCGGAUGGCGGUGGUGUUCAGAGAAAACUGUUGGAGGGGCUGACCAAGGCUUAGUAACUUCAGUAUAUUGUGUAAAACUGCUUUUGAAAAACUAAAAAAAAAACCCAUAUGCAUGUCACGUGCAUGAGUAUCAGUAGUUUUAAUAUUCCUGUUGAUGUCCAAUUUACUGUACAUCAUCAAUGGCUGUUUUUAUAUAUAUAUAUCAUUGUGUAAAUUAAUAUAACACAUC
Pterocles gutturalis (yellow-throated sandgrouse) is the source of this 2852-nucleotide messenger RNA. It is a transcript of the gene DACT1, whose product is annotated as dishevelled-binding antagonist of beta-catenin 1. The record is from RefSeq and is a predicted model, not a curated record. Gene Ontology annotation, cellular component: cytoplasm. The transcript has 4 exons. Gene Ontology annotation, biological process: negative regulation of JNK cascade; negative regulation of canonical Wnt signaling pathway; regulation of Wnt signaling pathway, planar cell polarity pathway. The annotation marks the transcript as partial. NCBI's taxonomy places the organism in Eukaryota, Metazoa, Chordata, Aves, Pterocliformes, Pteroclidae.